CUGCUUUGUGUCCAUACUCUUACAUUCCUUAAAACCUUAACACAUUCAAAGAUACCAUAUAUAGACUCCUCAAAAGAUAAUAGAAUUAGAAGCCUCUGACUCAUUGAUGAAGUUCACAAGAACCCUUUUCCAUCUAUCAAGAUCAUGCAUGAAUCCAUUCAAUUGACUGCAUCUUUGCCUCUUCCAAAGGAAACUGAUCAAACAACCUUAUAUCACACCUCUCUCUUUCUCUCUCUCAUAACUUAUUAUUAGGGUUUGCUAUCAAUAUCAUAAGUACACCAUCAACCAAUCUCUAUGUUGCCUCAAAACAUAGCUUCCAAACAAGCCAACAAAGAUGAAGAUCAAAGCAUGGGUGACGGUGGAAGUGGUGCACAGAAUACAUCUUCAUGGAAGCCACCGGAGCAAAUCCUCAAGUGCCCGAGAUGUGAUUCUUCCAACACAAAGUUUUGCUACUACAACAACUAUAGCCUCGCCCAGCCCAGACACUUCUGCAAGGCUUGCAAAAGAUACUGGACUAAGGGCGGGACUCUUCGCAACGUCCCCAUUGGGGGCAGUUGCAGGAAAAACAAGAAGACAAAAUCUUCUUCCUCCAAAUGUUCAUCUUUGGACAUUGGAGGGAUGAAGUUUUUCGGUCUUGGUCUUUCGACACUUGGGGGAUUAAACUUCCCUCCUAGGGUUAGUAACCAAUUCUCUCCUCUGGCUAAUCUUGAUCCAUUAGGGUAUAAUCUCCCAUUUUCGUCAUCUCAACAACACAAUGAAAAUGGAGAGUUGGGAAGUUUUCAUCACAAUACUGAUCUUGCUUCUUCCAUUGAGUCUUUGAGUUCUAUAAACCAAGAUUUGCAUUGGAAGCUUCAGCAACAAAGACUGUCUAUGUUGUUUGGUGGCGGUGCAGAGAACGAUCAACGACAACAAAAACAACAAGUUGUUCUUGAACCACAUCAUCAGAAACUACAACCUAUUUUGUUUCAGAAUCUUGAGACUUCAAAACCAUCCCAAUCCACUAAUGAAGGUUCUUCAAUAAAAGUGACCGCUGAUGGCUGCGGUUUGGCAACCGAGUGGUUCUUCGACAACAGCUAUCAUGCAGCGGCGAAUCUGAACCCAACGACUUCAGCUAAUAGCAGUGGUGCAGGGAAUGAUCAUCAAAACGGAAACGUGAACAACUGGAACGGGAUUCAAUCUUGGAAUCACUUGAAUCAAUACAGCUGAUCAGUUCCAUAGAUUCAUAUAAAGAUCAGAUGAGGAUAAAAGAACCUUAUUAAUCACUAAUUAAGGUAGCUCUUUUGAAUAACUUCUUAUUGUAUUAUCUUGUCUACUUUUGUGUUGGUACUAAUGUCAUUCAGUGAUGGAUCCAGCCCUGUUUUGUGGGUUCACAUGAACCCACUCAGUAUAGAAAAAAUAGAAAAAAAUAUUGAGAAUCUUGUAUGAUAUGGAAAAAUUUAGUGAAAGUCUACCAAAACGAACCCACUGAAAAAAGUUUCUGAAUCCGCCACUGAUGUCAUUAACAAUAAUUUGUCGGCAAUGAAACCAUGUCAUUAACAAACAACUACCAUAUGUCUUAAUAUUCCAAUGAAGAUUAGUGGUGAAAUUAAGUUGAAACUUAAUGUGUUAGUGUAGAAGAUUAGGGGGGAGGGGGUGGUGAUCACUCAUCACUUACAACAUCCAAUCAAGUUCCGCCAUAUCAUCAACCAUUAUUCCAUCGCUCACAACCUUUUUUAGUGGAAAUGGUCAUCACUCACAACUCCCAACAAUAAACCCUCACAACCCAACAAAUCAAACAACACCUACCAUUCUUCACGGCGUGAUAAUUCUCACGCGUUACAAAAUCGACGAGUGAUAGUCGAUGGUGGCGGUGGUGUUUUCACGCGUGAUAAUUUUCAUCACGGACAAAAGAUCUACCGCCCUGCCUGCCCUUAGUAUUGUUUGAUACAUGCAUUUGGGAGGUGAGGUACGGCAAUGGUUUGGAAAGACGUAAUUACGUAAGUACAUUUGAUUUGUUUUUUAGUAACUGAUCGCU
Messenger RNA from Helianthus annuus (common sunflower), 2014 nucleotides. RefSeq names its product dof zinc finger protein DOF5.7. Lineage: Eukaryota; Viridiplantae; Streptophyta; Magnoliopsida; Asterales; Asteraceae. Gene Ontology annotation, biological process: regulation of DNA-templated transcription. The transcript has a single exon. The coding region runs from base 295 to 1206 and encodes 303 amino acids. Gene Ontology annotation, molecular function: DNA binding; DNA-binding transcription factor activity. The record is from RefSeq and is a predicted model, not a curated record.